GCUUAGAGAUUUGGAGCAGCAGGAGUGACUGGAGCUCGGUGCAGGCUGCAGUACAGGUGGGUGUUCCGUGUUCAUUCAUAAAGCGUCACUACAGUGGAGGAUAUAUAAACCCAGCCGCGGCAGGUUGGUCAUUCAUCAGGUGUCACAUCAGUCAGGUGCAGUCAUGCUUCGUCUUGCCUGCGGACUCCAGCUCCUGGCGCUCCUGUUGCUGCUGAGCAGGAGCAACUCAGCUGUUCACAACGACGCCACAGAGUCAGUCAGUACUCAGCCGGUCCACCACACUGAAGACGAGCCAGCUAACGAGGACACAAACCAAGCGAGGAACGGCGGGAGACGGCUGGCUGACGCGGUGCGUAAUGGCCCAGACCAGAGCCAGGUGGGCUGCAGGGAGCUGAGAUCCACAAAGUACAUCUCUGAUGGCCAGUGCACCAGCGUCACCCCCAUUAAGGAGCUAGUGUGUGCUGGAGAAUGUCUACCAGCCCACCUGCUUCCCAACUGGAUCGGGGGUUACACUGGGAGAUACUGGAGCCGACGCGAUGCCCAGGAGUGGCGCUGUGUCAUCGACCGGACCAGGACCCAGCGGAUCCAGCUGCAGUGCCAGGACGGCACCUCCAGGACCUACAAGAUUACUGUGGUGACCUCCUGCAAGUGUAAGCGCUACUCCAGACAGCAGAAUGACUCAGGACACAAGGACACGUCCGUCCACAGCAGUACACAAAGGAAAAAUCAGAAGAAGGCUGGACGCCCUGACGAGACUGUCGGGGGGCAGUCUGACUUUUAGAUCUUUGUGACAAAAAAAACUGUUUUAAGAUUAGUAUGUUGCCCAAAGUGCAGCAUAAUUAAAGGGUAACAAUAUUUUUCAACCUAUAGCCUAUUUCUGUGUUUUUUAUGAAAGUAAGGUCCAGCUGGAAAAUUAAAGUUAACCUUUAAAGGAAAUGUUGAACAUUUUGGGAAAUACGCUUAUUUUCUUUCUUUGAUAGAUUGAGACCAGCACAAACCUGAAGUCACGAUGUGGUUAGUCUAGUUUAGCAUAAAGAACGGAAGCGGGGAAAUCCACUAGACUAGUCCUGUCCAAUGUUAAUAAAUACCAACACCUCCAAAGCUCACUAACACAUUAUUCAUCUUGUUUGUUUAAUCUGUACACAAACAGAGAUUCUUCAUGAACAACACUUUAUCUAUUUUCUGUAGCAUCUCACUGGCUAUAGCGCAGGUUGCCAGACGCGAUUAGUGAGCAAAACAAACAAGAUACAUUAUGUUAAUUAAUUAAUUUACACAUUUGGUGCGAAACUGCUGUCAGAGAUGCACAUCGAGCCACUGUGGCCCUCCAACAAUGUAAUCAACUGGUACACAGUACGUUAUUCUAAUGGAGGUUCUGGUGGCAAUAAAGGCACUGUGUCUUGUAAUAAUAUGCAACAGUUGGCCAGUCCAGGAGGUCUGCUUUGUGUUGGACAGAAGUGCCUUGAUAGGUCAUAGUUUUGGUUUAUAAUGUCACAGAUGGCAGGUAGUUUUUCCAUCUUAAUGUAAAAAUAAUAGCAAGCAAUAAUCUAUUGCGUAAUUCAAAGACUCAACAGACUUUGAAUGUAAAUGAUAACAUUACCCUGAUUCAUAAAAGUAUGAAAUGUGAAGUUAGAUUUGUAUAGUAGAGUGAUGAUUAGAUUGCCUAUAUCGUGAAUGUAAUGUACAAUAUGUGGGUAAAGUUUUAUGGGUUUUUCAGAGUGAAUAGUAUGUAAUUUAUUUUUGUAACAGAACAGUCAAAGUUCUUUUUAUAUUUUUUGUCACUGUCUGAAAUAAAUAGUUCAAUGAAAAUUGUUUACAAGGCUGUGUUUCUGACAUAAUACUACAGGCAUGCCAGACAGGCUCACUGCAGACAGGAACUUCCUAACAACAGAGGCAUUAGUCAGUGAUGAAACUUUCCUUUCAACAGACUCCAUACUUCGUUUUAUUGUGCAGGGAUACCUUCACCUGCAGGCUAGUGGGGCUUGUU
Messenger RNA from Micropterus salmoides (largemouth bass), 1984 nucleotides. RefSeq names its product sclerostin domain containing 1b (gene sostdc1b). Gene Ontology annotation, biological process: negative regulation of Wnt signaling pathway; negative regulation of BMP signaling pathway. The transcript is spliced from 2 exons. NCBI's taxonomy places the organism in Eukaryota, Metazoa, Chordata, Actinopteri, Centrarchiformes, Centrarchidae. The coding region runs from base 164 to 781 and encodes 205 amino acids. Gene Ontology annotation, molecular function: BMP binding. The record is from RefSeq and is a predicted model, not a curated record.